This is a messenger RNA of Fusarium odoratissimum NRRL 54006, 1132 nucleotides long. RefSeq lists its product as uncharacterized. The transcript has a single exon. Bases 443 to 1105 code for a protein of 220 amino acids. Lineage: Eukaryota; Fungi; Ascomycota; Sordariomycetes; Hypocreales; Nectriaceae. The record is from RefSeq and is a predicted model, not a curated record. Gene Ontology annotation, molecular function: oxidoreductase activity; FMN binding.
GCUUCUUCCUACCCCUCAACCUUAUCACAGCUCCCACGCGAAAAGAAUCACAUACUAAUAUGUUUGCCUCAACAGUCUUGUCAUUCGUCCACGCAUUCUUCGAAAUGUGUCUACAAUUGAUACCUCAACACAGAUAUUCGGGAAACACUAUGACGUGCCGAUAGCCAUCGCACCAAGCGCAUACCAACGAUUAGCUGGAUACAACGGCGAGAUAGACGUCGCCCGAGCCGCUUUUGCCCGUGGCACGAAUGUCUGUCUUUCUUCCAACGCCACAACAUCCCUCGAAGACGUUGCCCAAGCCCUACCUCAACGCGAUGUGAAGUAUCCUAAACCAUGGUUUCAGCUAUAUUUUGUGCGUUCCCGACUCAUAACGAAAGAGCUUAUCAAGCGAGCAGAACGAGCGGGCUUUGAAGCUCUCGUUCUGACAGUGGAUACGACAACCAUGGGGAAUCGCCUGCAUGAACGCACCAAUCCGUUGAAGUUGCCUGCUGAUUUGAGCAUGGCUAACAUGACUACCAUCAAAGGCGGUGGCACAUCGAAGGGUCGAUUGAUCCUGAACGCGGAGACUGCGGAAGAGGCUGCUAAGAUUGAAAGGGAGCAUUCGGAUCUUCUAAUCGACUCAGCCUUGACUUGGACAGAGACAAUUCCCUGGCUACGAUCCCAAACAUCCAUCAAGAUCAUUCUCAAGGGAGUUCUCACAGCUGAAGAUGCUCUCCUAGCGGUUGAUGCAGGCGUUGACGCCAUCAUUGUAUCAAACCACGGAGGUCGUCAACUCGACAGCGUUCCAGCAACACUUGAGGCUUUACCUGAAGUUUCUGGCGCUGUAAAGGGCCGCAUUCCGGUUUUAUUUGAUGGUGGGAUCACCAAGGGUACAGACGUCUUUAAAGCCCUAGCUUUAGGGGCAGAUCUUUGUCUGUUGGGAAGGUCAGCGCUAUGGGGUUUAGCUGUGAAUGGGCAACAGGGGGUAGAAACGGUGUUGAACAUCCUGGAGAGAGAGCUGUGGCGUACAAUGGUGCUGAGUGGCGCUGCGGCAAUUGCAGAUAUCUCUAGAUCAAUGGUGGGGGUGCGGAAAUCUGCUACAGCCUUCGGGAUUGCAAAGCUGUAAAGGUAGUGUAAGGACUUUACGUUGUGC